ACAAGUACUACAUGUUUGUUUUUAGGGCGCCAUUUUGAUUUAGGAAGACCCCCGCUGACACAUGAGGCGCAGGCUCAUUUACAACGAAGAGGCAAACAAGAUGGCCGACCACGUAGACGUAAAUUCUGGAGACUCCAAUUUGGAUACAAAGAUYAAAGAAUGGAUAUCUUUAGAUAAGAAUACUGCAACUCUAGAAGAAGUGAUGCAAUUGGUUGAGGRAAAAAAUUACAAUGAGCUAAAAACAAGAAUGCUAUCCACUUUGACAUUUGGAACAGCAGGGUUGAGAGCAUCUAUGGGAGCRGGAUUUUCAAAGUUCAAUGACCUUACAGUAAUCCAAGCCAGCCAGGGACUUGCAAAAUUUGUAUUAAAAAAAUAUUCAGAUGCUAAAGAACGAGGAAUUGUGAUUGGGUUUGAUGCAAGACAUAAUAGUCAAAGGCUUGCACAAAGAACAGCUGCUGUGUUUCUCAGUCAAGGCAUCAAAGUUUAUUUGUUUUCUAAAAUUACACCAACUCCAUUUGUGCCAUAUUCUGUGAAAUGGUACAAGACGGUGUGUGGUGUUAUGAUAACAGCAUCUCACAACCCUAAAGAAGACAAUGGAUACAAGGUAUAUUMUGAAAAUGGAGCACAGAUAAAAUCACCUCAUGAUAAAGAGAUAUCUAAAUGUAUAAAAGAAAAUAGUAUUCCAUGGAGUGAAUCUUGGGACUUGAAUUUAACAARCUACAAGAAUUUGUUAUCAAACCCUUAUGAUGAAAUUAUGGAUGCUUACUUCAAAGAUGUUAUCAACUACUCUCACUUCAGACAUCUUAAUAAACAGACCAAGAUAACUUUCACAUUUACACCCAUGCAUGGCGUUGGUCAGGUAUUUGCUGAAAAGGGAUUUGAAGCCUUCAACUUACCACCAUUUGUAUCAGUAAAAGAGCAGAUGAUUCCUGAUCCUGAUUUUCCAACUGUGAAAUACCCUAACCCUGAAGAAGGCAAAAGUGCUUUGGACUUGGCGAUGAAGGCUGCAGAUGAGAAAGGAAGUACUGUUAUCAUAGCCAAUGAUCCUGAUUCAGACAGAACAGCAGUGGCAGAAAAACAACCAAAUGGAAAGUGGCGAGUCCUGACAGGUAACGAAACAGGUGCUUUACUUGGUUGGUGGGCGUUCUUCUGUCAUAAAAAAGACCACCCAGAAUUAUACCCAGGUGAUCAUGUGUACAUGGUUGCAAGUACCGUUUCCUCAAAAUUCUUAGAGUCCAUGGCCAAAGUAGAAGGAUUCAGAUUUGAUGAGACAUUGACAGGGUUUAAAUGGAUGGGAAACCAGUCGUAUGAUCGCAUGCAGCAAGGGAAGACGGUGUUAUUUGCCUAUGAAGAGGCUAUUGGUUUCAUGUAUGGUACCAAUGUUCUGGACAAAGAUGGUAUUAGUGCUGGUGUUGUAAUGGCAGAGAUGGCAACCUACCUCAACACACAAGGCUUAACAUUGGUGCAGCAGUUAGAGAUACUUUAUGAAAGAUAUGGAGUGCAUAUCAGUAAUAAUUCAUAUUACCUGUGCUUAUCGCCUCCUGUAAUGGUCAAGAUCUUUGAUAGAAUACGAACCCUUGAGAAUGGAAUGUAUCCUUCGAGAUGUGAGGARUUUAAGAUCUCGGGAAUACGUGAUCUGACAACAGGAUACGACAGCACACAACCUGACAAUAAAGCAAUACUUCCUACAAGUAAGUCAAGUCAGAUGAUCACAUUUUACUUUGAAAAUGGAUGUGUAGCAACACUUCGUGCAAGCGGCACAGAACCCAAAAUAAAGUACUACACAGAGUUAAAAGGAAAGCCUGGUGAAAAGGUUGACAUGGCAACAGCUACCGCCACUCUACAGAAACUGGUUGAUAGCGUAGUCAAAGAGUUCCUUCAACCCGACUUSAACAAUCUUAUUCCCAAAUCAGAUUAGACAAUAUUAAUGGAGUGUAUAAUGACAAUCUUUUGAAUCGGAAAACUAGGAAUAUUAUUGAAGUGUUGAAGGAGUGAUUUUUUUAUUAUUCUACUGUGAUGGCAGCGUUCAUUUCUCAGAAAAGGAAAGAAAACCGCCAACUAUUUUUAUUAGUAAAUGUAACCACAUACAACCUAAUUUCAAAAGCGCUGUGCUUGAAGUCACUGUAUACUUAAAACUCUGAAUAGCGCGUACGAAUUACCAGGUGUAACCAUAGUUACUAACUAUGAUGUAACCUUCCAGCGUUCAGUAGCUCCCCACUUCUAUGAGCCAAAAAUAUCAAGAAAAAUCCAAAAAAGGAGCAUUCUAGUGUGCAUGGGGUUUUUAGUUUACUUUAGCCAGAAACUGAGGAAAAUUAGCGAGUGAACAUGCAACUGUAAUUCUUGUAAAUAUUCCCAGAAUCUGAACCAUCGUUAUGCAUGAAGUUUAUAUUGAAAUCCGAGGACAGCGCUUUUGUUUGGUUGUUUUUUGUUGUUUUGUUGUUUGUUUGUUCUGAAUUUAUUGUGUAUUUAGUAUCCAGCUAUUCUCAGAAAACAUUUCCGCAACAUGUUCGUCAGUGGACAGGCGCAGAUUGUCUUCUAAGAGUUCUUCCAGCAGAAACUUGCAAAGGAUUCCGGUAGAUUUUUACAAAUGAUCCGAAACUUCCCCCAAGUAAGGCCAACAGGAAUGAAGACAGCAAUAUUUCGAAGUCUUACAAAUGUCCACUGCCGACUUGUUGUGAAGACAAUUUUGAUAUUGUGUAUACAAAUUUUUGAAAAAAGGUUGUUAUUUUAUAAGAUAAUGUGAUUGAAUAAUAGAUGAAACGGUUGUCAUAGUAAUGCGAUAUGAAACAUUGUGUUUUUAAGGUCUGUGUUGUGGAAUUUGUAACAAUUAAUAUGAAUCCUUCCCGCCAUAUGGGAAUUAUGAACUAUUAGAUCGUUAUUAUAUGAGGAAAGUUCAGAUUAGUCAUUCGACUAGGUAUGGUAAGAUUUAUAUGCCACCUAUGUGGAAUGAUAUAAAGUCGAUAUUUACUAAUAAAAUUACUGAAUAUGAAAGUCUA
Molecule: messenger RNA, 2996 nt
Organism: Exaiptasia diaphana
Lineage: Eukaryota; Metazoa; Cnidaria; Anthozoa; Actiniaria; Aiptasiidae
Product: glucose 1,6-bisphosphate synthase
Exons: 19
Coding region: 62-1918 (618 amino acids)
Biological process (GO): purine ribonucleoside salvage; carbohydrate metabolic process
Molecular function (GO): magnesium ion binding; phosphopentomutase activity
Source: RefSeq, a predicted model, not a curated record